Molecule: messenger RNA, 423 nt
Organism: Trichoderma reesei QM6a
Lineage: Eukaryota; Fungi; Ascomycota; Sordariomycetes; Hypocreales; Hypocreaceae
Exons: 3
Coding region: 1-423 (140 amino acids)
Source: RefSeq, a predicted model, not a curated record
AUGUACCGCUCUCGGCAUCGAGAUCCGAGGUCGUCAGCUACCUACGCUAGGGCUUGUGGAGUCCCGAGUGCCGAAGAUGGCCAUCACAACUACCGGGGAGUUCCCGUGUAUGAGCGAGAUGGAGAGUAUACUACAGUUCUAAGCUCUAUAAGAAUCAUGUCAAACGACCAGACAUCACAAGCAAACCCCCCUGCGAUACUCGGCCCACUGCGGCCCGCGCGGGGCUUUUACAUGCAAGAUGAACCACACCAGAUCUGGGAAUCCAUCAUGGAUCUCCAGAUAAAUAGUCACGAGCAGAUACGAGUGAGCGAACCGAUCCCUUGCGCAUAUAUAUUUGGCCAAAGAGUGUCGUGCUCGGACGCGCUUCGUCAGGCUUGCGUAACAGCGCCACAUAAGACCGUUAUGCUUCUCAACUGUGUCUAA